Messenger RNA from Myodes glareolus (Bank vole), 2823 nucleotides. It is a transcript of the gene Tmem214, whose product is annotated as transmembrane protein 214. Gene Ontology annotation, cellular component: Golgi apparatus; endoplasmic reticulum. Lineage: Eukaryota; Metazoa; Chordata; Mammalia; Rodentia; Cricetidae. The record is from RefSeq and is a predicted model, not a curated record.
CAGCGACGACGUGGCACCAGGGAAGGCCGUGCGGACUGGAAAGGCAGAAGGUGGUGAAGCCGAAGUCAUGUCGGCCAAAGCAGCGGGCCCCGGGGGCUGGGAGGUGGUGAAGAAGGGCCGGCGACCUGGAGCAAGCGGCGGUGGACGAGGAGGCGGCGGCGGCGGUGAUCGCCGAGCGCUCGGAGAGGCGAACGGAGUGUGGAAAUACGACCUGAGCUCGCCAAUCCAGACCACGAGCAGUCUUUAUGAGCGUGGCUUUGUGAAAGUUGUGAAGGGACAGAAUAAAGAGCAAGUUCCUCCCCCUGCUGCGGAGCCUAAGAAGCCAGCAAACAAGAAGCAGCCAAAGAAGGUGGCAGCUGUCAACAGCCAAAACCAGAAGCAGGGCCCAUUCCGAAGCCUGGAGGAUGCACUGAGAGCUCUGGAUGUGGCAGCUCUGCAGAAGGAACUGGACAAGAGCCAGAGCGUGUUCACUGGAAACCCCUCUGUGUGGCUGAAGGACCUGGCCAGCUAUCUCAACUACAAGCUCCAAAGUCCCCGGAGCGAGCCCACCCUGAGCCAGUAUCCGCAUGAUUAUCCCUACAGCCUCGUGAGCCGAGAGCUGCGUGGGAUCAUCCGAGGGCUGCUGACCAAAGCUGCAGGGUCUCUGGAGCUCUUCUUCGAUCACUGUCUGUUCACCAUGCUGCAAGAGUUGGAUAAGACACCAGGGGAGUCGCUACAUGGAUACCGCAUCUGUAUUCAGGCCAUUCUGAAGGACAAGCCCAAGAUUGUCACUUCAGACCUGGGCAAGUUCCUAGAACUUCUGAGGUCCCACCAGAGCCGACCAGCAAAGUGCCUGACCAUCAUGUGGGCCUUAGGGCAAGCAGGUUUUGCUAACCUCACCGAGGGACUGAAAGUGUGGCUGGGGAUCAUGCUGCCUGUGCUGGGCAUCAAGUCUUUGUCUCCCUUUGCCAUCGCAUACCUGGACCGGCUGCUCCUGAUGCAUCCCAACCUCACCAAAGGCUUUGGCAUGAUUGGCCCCAAGGACUUCUUCCCACUCCUAGACUUUGCCUAUAUGCCCAACAACUCCCUAACCCCCAGCCUGCAGGAGCAGCUGUGCCAGCUCUUCCCCCGACUGAAGGUGCUGGCGUUUGGAGCAAAGCCAGAAUCUACCCUGCACACCUACUUCCCUUCGUUCCUGUCCAGAGCCACCCCUAACUGUCCUGCUGAAAUGAAGAAAGAGCUCCUGGGCAGCCUGACCCAGUGCCUGACUACGGACCCCCUCAGCACCAGCGUCUGGAGACAGCUGUACCCCAAGCACCUGUCACAGUCCAGCUUGCUGCUGGAACACUUGCUUAAGUCCUGGGAACGGAUUCCCAAGAAGGCUCGGAAGUCUUUGCAAGAGACCGUUCAGUCCUUCAGGCUUGCCAACCAGGAACUUCUAAAGAAGAGCAGUAGCAGCAACGAACAUGUUGUCAGCUGUGAUACAGCUUGCAAGGGCUUGUUGCAACAGGCACGGGGUCCUCGGCCACCCUGGACCCGGCUCUUCCUGUUGCUUCUGGUCUUUGCAAUAGGAUUCCUAUGCCAUGAUUUUCGGUCACACAGCUCCUUCCAGGCCUCCCUCACUGGCCGGUUGCUUCGAUCCUCUGGUUUCUUGCCUGUUGGCCAGCAAGUGUGUGCCAAGCUCUACUCCUCCAGCCUGCAAAGCUACAAUUGGCUGCAGGAAACAUUGCCAGUAUAUAGCUCCCACCUGAUUGCUGUGGUACAACCCGGUUUGCAACUGGCCUGGACAUACACCAAUGCCACAGUCAGCUUCCUUUCUGCCCACUGUGCCUCCUACCUUGCCUGUUUUGGUGACAGCUUCAGUGACUUCUUGCAGAGGGUCCAGCUCCCUGAGGCCCUGCGCCAGCUCUUCCACUCCUUGAAGGAGCUGCUGCUGCUCUUCCACCACAGUGUGCUGCUGCCCAUGUGGCACCUGCUGCUUGUGGCCCUGGCCCAAGCCCAGGAGUACUGCCAUGAAGCCUGCAGAGGAGAAGUGACCUGGGACUGCAUUAAGACACAGUUCAGUGAAGCUGCCCGAUGGAUAUGGCUCUGCCUACAGGAUGUCACAGUAGCUUUCUUGGACUGGGCACUCGCCAUGAUAUCCCAGCAAUAGACCCUGCUUGCCCGACCACUGGUUUCUGUCGUGGCAAGCUAUCAGAGACUUCUGGAGGGUAGAGAAGGCGGCUCUCUCUUCACCUGGUGCCUGAGUUCUGUCUCCUAGAUGAGGGGCCAGGUGCCUCUGCUUCACUUCUCCCAUCUUCAGGGCACUGGCCAGAGCUUCUCAGCCUCCCACUCACAGGUCUGCUAGGUGUCUCAGGCCCAGUUGCACAGCAGCUCCCGGCCUCCUUUGGGCUGGUAGCCUUGCUCUACAUCUCUCACCCCUCUCUGUUCCUCCAUCUCAUCACUUAAGCCCCCAUAACCCACCUCCGAAGAAGGGACAUAGCCUCCUUUCCUCAUUUCUAGUCAUAACUUAAGCCACAGCAGAAAAAGGGAAAGGACUUCAGAAGGGCCAGCACCGACACCUCCACCAGCAGCCUGGGUAGCCAUCAGUGGACGUGCAGGCCGCGUGGAAAUGCCUGUUACCUCAGAUCACCCAGAACAAGCAAGCCUUCUGAGGCCACUGGGGCCCUGAUCUGUCAGCAUCCUGGCUUCCCAGUGCUGUUCCCCUCAGUGCCGGAGUCUCUGUCACACCUCAGCCAGAGCUGCCCGCAACACCACCCACCUGGAGAGCAGCGCCCUUACCUCAGCCUGCCAAAGAGUCAGCGGAUGACUCCUGGGUAGAAUAAAGGACAGAGUGGAUUUCUA